This is a messenger RNA of Arabidopsis lyrata subsp. lyrata, 1519 nucleotides long. Its product is annotated as transcription factor bHLH90. Gene Ontology annotation, cellular component: nucleus. The transcript has 8 exons. Lineage: Eukaryota; Viridiplantae; Streptophyta; Magnoliopsida; Brassicales; Brassicaceae. Bases 19 to 1338 code for a protein of 439 amino acids. Gene Ontology annotation, molecular function: sequence-specific DNA binding; protein dimerization activity; DNA-binding transcription factor activity. The record is from RefSeq and is a predicted model, not a curated record. Gene Ontology annotation, biological process: regulation of DNA-templated transcription.
AGUAAGCCAGAGAGAGAGAUGAUGAUGAUGAGAGGUGGUGAGAGAGUGAAGGAGUUUCUUCGACCCUUUGUCGAUUCCAGAACUUGGGACUUAUGCGUUAUCUGGAAACACGGUGAUGAUCCUUCUAGGUUUAUUGAAUGGGUAGGAUGCUGCUGCAGUGGUUGUUAUAUUGAUAAGAACAUUAAGCUUGAAAACUCAGAAGAAGAAACUGAGAGAAGAAAGAAGGCUUCUUUCUGUAGAGAUGAACACAACAAGCAUCGUAUAAGAACCCUAGCUUGUGAAGCUCUUUCUCAUUUUCCUCUCUUCAUGCCUCUCUAUCCCGGGAUUCAUGGAGAAGUAGUGAUGUCAAAAUCUCCAAAGUGGUUGGUUAAUUCAGGAUCUAAAAUGGAUAUGUUCAGCACUCGGGUUCUUGUUCCUGUGAGUGAUGGUCUCGUUGAGCUGUUCUCCUUUGAUAUGAAACCGUUUGAUGAAAGCAUGGUGCAUUUGAUCAUGUCGCGUUGUACCACCUUCUUUGAACCAUUACCUGAGCAAAGGCUGCCAUUCAGGAUCAUUCCCCGAGCAGAGGAAUCUAUGAGUAGCGGUGUGAAUCUCAGCUUUGAGGGUGGCGGAUCAUCAAGUGUUUCCAAUCCCUCCAGUGAAACUCAGAAUCUUUUCGGCAGUUACUCGAAUGCUCGUUGUGUAGAAAUUCUCAGGGAGGAACAAGCGCCAUGUAUGGUAAUGAACAAGGAAAAGGAUGGUUUGGUGCAAAAUGCCAACGAUUCCAAGGCUAAUAAGAGGCUUCCUGCGGAAAACUUCAAAUCAAAGAACCUUCAUUCAGAGAGGAAAAGAAGAGAUAGAAUUAAUCAGGCCAUGUAUGGUCUAAGAGCAGUAGUCCCUAAAAUCACAAAGUUGAACAAAAUUGGAAUUUUUAGUGAUGCGGUUGAUUACAUCAAUGAACUGCUGGCGGAGAAGCAGAAACUUGAAGAUGAGCUUAAAGGAAUCGACGAGAUGGAAUGCAAAGAAAUUGCUGCAGAGGAACAAUCUGCAAUAGCUGAUCCAGGAGCUGAAAAGGUUUCCUCGAAAAUCAACAAGAAAGUGAAGAAAAACGAGGUGAAUCUUGAAGUCCACGAGAUUGGUGAGCGAGAUUUCUUGAUUCGGGUUGUGCAGGAACAUAAACAAGAUGGAUUCAAGAGGUUGAUAGAAGCUGUAGAUUUAUGUGAACUUGAGAUCAUCGACGUUAAUUUCACCAGACUUGAUCUCACAGUCCUGACCAUUCUCAAUGUCAAGGCGAACAAAGACGGGAUUACAUCUGGAAUUCUGAGAGAUUUGCUGCUCAAGAUGAUUAUAACUUCAAUAUGAAAGUCGGUAAAACAGAGUACAUAACCCAAAAAAAAAGGUCAAAUGUUUUGUUUGCUUCAGUCACAAGUUACUACUAGAGAUAUGAUUUCUCACAAGCUUUUUGGUGACAAAUUUACAUGUUGAAACUAUACAUUCUUCUGGUUUAUCAUCGGAUUUUCAUUAAGAUCUUUCACAAAUAUAA